Molecule: messenger RNA, 1068 nt
Organism: Arachis stenosperma
Lineage: Eukaryota; Viridiplantae; Streptophyta; Magnoliopsida; Fabales; Fabaceae
Product: CRS2-associated factor 2, chloroplastic-like
Exons: 2
Coding region: 186-623 (145 amino acids)
Source: RefSeq, a predicted model, not a curated record
UCUUUAAUCUAACCACACAAAAUGAUAAUUCAAUCAUUAACUAUGAAAGAAGAAUAGUUGCAUCAUUUGUAUGUAUGUAAUUAUGUGUGUUGUAUGAUGCAGAUGAUUGAAAAUAGCGGUAUCUAUAAUUUACACAGAAUUAAUUUCAGCCAAUUCCAUUCCCAUUGAUUCCAACUUGAAAAUCAAUGGUAAUAGUAGCACUAUCACUAUCACCACUCAUAAGGAAAAACCUUUUCCUCAAUUCCCUCCACACCACUACCGACUCCCCUCAACCACCAAUUCUCAUCCCUAAAUAUCCUCCUCCCUACAAAUUCUUCCAAAAUCCUCCCACCAACCACCUUUCUCUUAAACACCAUCACCGCUUCAACAACCUCAAGCCAGUCAGCCGCCAUGGCAUUGUUGCCUCCAACGAUGACUUUACCGUAGCCUACCUCCUCUCCGAGGCUCCAUUCAAGUUCCAAUUCAGCUACUUCGAGACCCCAAAGGAGAAGUCCAUUGCCAUUAAGGAGCCGGUGUUCCUGCUGGAGUUAUUGAGCCUGCCCGCAACAUCAUGGUACCAAUAUGGUGAAGUAGUUGGAGAUGGCGAAGCCGUUGAAGCUUGGAUGCGAAUUGGUCGGGUAUAAUUGAGGCUCAACCCGCACCCUACCCGGCCAGCACAAGAAUACUACCACACCAGAUCGGGUUGACAACGUUAUUCGAUCAGGUUGGAUCGAAUUGGGUACCCGCAGGUAGAGUGCAUGUUGCCACCCCUGUUGGUAAGUACUCCAAGAAUAAAAAGAUUAGGGAGAAAAUACUCGACGACCCUUGAAGAAAUGGGAUAUAGCAAAUAAGGAUGUUUGUUAAGCCUAUGGUCUUCGAAAAUCGUCAAGUUAAUCUUGGUUAAGUUCCUUCUUUCCUUGCUAGAGGCGGAGAUUGCGGCUGGAGAAAAGAGCAGAGUGCAAAAAUCAAGGGAAAAAAGAUAAUUGGAGUGAGGAAUGUGAGGAGGAAAGGUGAUUAUGAAGGUUAUUUUGGUUCGAAAAUUAAAAAAAUAAUUUUAAAAUAAAAUUUUAUGUUAUACAUGAUUUUGAA